ACAGAUUUGAUUUCAUUUUUUUAAACAAAGUGAACAAAAAUUGAUGUUGUUUAUUUUUAAAAGUUAUAAAAACUAUUAAAAAUGGACACAAAAAAUCGUGUCCUAAUGGAAGCCUGCGUUGGCUAUUUUAACAGCAUGAAUCUAUGCUACAAACAAUAUGACUUGGAAAUGCGUUAUCUCCGCCGACGAUUUCUCAAUCGUUUGGACAGUAAAAUCGAAGCCAACAUUCGUGUCCAUCAAUUGAAUCUUAUGAAUACAAUUGAAAUGUUAUAUAUGAAUGAAUUCCCUAAAAAAAAGAAGGGUAGUAAAAAGGAAGUUCUAAGUGAAUUUAUUCAAUACAAUACCAUAACGGGUACAAGAACUCGCAAAAGGCGUUCGAUUUGGAUGAAAAAGCGAAAUGCCGAUUGGUGGGAUUCAAUGAGACAGAGUGUAAAUAAUACAUCUUGGAAUGAAAUGUUCUCUGUUAAUAGAGAAACUUAUUAUUACCUUUGUCAGGUUCUUUAUAAUGAAUUGAAACCAAAACCAAAUGCGGUACGUUCUUCGGUACCAAUUGAGACUAAAAUUGCCGCCGCUUUGUACAAACUUGCCACAAAUGAACCUUAUUUGAAUAUUGGCAAUAAGUUUGGCAUACAUGCUCUGAGUGUACAGAAAUCAAUGUUCCAAUUUUGUGAUGCUGUGACUAAAGUAUUACAAAAUGAAUACAUUAGUAUGCCAGAGGGGGAUGAGAUUACUGAUGUUAUGCAAGAGUUUGAGGAUAAGAUUGGUCUGCCUCAAGUCCUUGGGGUUAUCGAGGGAACACAAAUAUCAAUUUCAAAUCAUGCUGUGGGAUUCUCGAAGCAUGUGGCAAGGUAUAAUACAACGGAUAUGAUUUUGCAGGGUGUUAUUGAUCCAAAUUGCUUGUUUCGAGAUGUUGACAUACUAACAAAGCCAAAACACUUUACAAAAUAUUAUUCCAAAAUCAAAGAAUUAAUGUCUGAAAUGCCAACAAGAGAAGUCGAUGGAAUACCUGUACCAGCCUAUUUAAUUAGUCGUCGAGAAGAUGCUGUUCAUUCGUGCCUUAUGAAACCAUAUGCUAAAGUAAAUACCCCUGAACAGGAAAUGUUUAAUGAUUACCUGAGCAAAUCUACCUCGGUUUCUGAACAAACAUUUAAGAAACUCAAAGGUCGUUGGAAGAUCUUACAAGAACCUUUAAAAGUGACUGUGAAACUUAUUCCUAAGGUCAUAAAAACUUGUUGCAUAUUGCAUAAUAUUUUGGAAAUGAAAGGAAUGCAAUAUGAUAGUGAUUGUGAUGACGAGGAUUCUGAUGCGGAGAAAUUUGUUUACACCGAACCGCAGGAUGUGGAGGAAGAUUCAAGUGAUUCUGGUGAAGUUAUAAGAGAUCAUUUGAAAAAUUUCAUCUGUUCACAAUUAACAUGAAAAAUGCUUAUAAGGUUAUUUAUUAUUUUAGUUGUUAACCGUACUAAGUCUUAAUUUAUAUUUUUUUGAUAAUAAAAAAACAUACUGACUACAUA
This is a messenger RNA of Episyrphus balteatus (marmalade hoverfly), 1511 nucleotides long. RefSeq lists its product as uncharacterized. Bases 82 to 1416 code for a protein of 444 amino acids. The transcript is spliced from 3 exons. The record is from RefSeq and is a predicted model, not a curated record. NCBI's taxonomy places the organism in Eukaryota, Metazoa, Arthropoda, Insecta, Diptera, Syrphidae.